Molecule: messenger RNA, 4685 nt
Organism: Gymnodraco acuticeps
Lineage: Eukaryota; Metazoa; Chordata; Actinopteri; Perciformes; Bathydraconidae
Product: coatomer subunit beta'-like
Biological process (GO): intra-Golgi vesicle-mediated transport; intracellular protein transport; endoplasmic reticulum to Golgi vesicle-mediated transport
Cellular component (GO): COPI vesicle coat
Molecular function (GO): protein binding; structural molecule activity
Source: RefSeq, a predicted model, not a curated record
UGUUGUGUGUUUGCAGGGCAGGUACAACGUGUUCUUCUGCUCAGCAGCCGGAUCCUAAGCCUCUCACAGGAAGCGCUGAGGAUCCACGUCGCCAAAAGAAAAUGCGUUUUCUCUCCAGGUUGAGUUUAAGAGAAGCCCGACGAGGGCAACAGGGAAGCGGAUUAUUUCACCGGACAGCACGGCUGAGACUCACUGACGUGGAACCAUGCCUCUGCGGUUGGACAUUAAGCGGAAGCUGUCGGCUCGCUCAGACCGGGUGAAGAGCACCGACCUGCACCCCACUGAGCCCUGGAUGGUGGCCAGUCUGUACAGCGGCACCGUGGUGGUGUGGAACCAUGAGACACAGAUGAUGGUGAAAACCUUCGAGCUGUGUGACCUGCCUGUCAGAGUGGCCAUUGUAGCCAGGAAGCACUGGGUCAUCGCCGGAGCAGAUGAUAUGCAGAUCCGAGUGUUUAAUUACAACACUCUGGAGCGAGUUCACAUGUUCGAGGCUCACUCCGACUACAUCCGCUGCAUCGUGGUGCAUCCCAGCCAGCCCUAUAUCCUCACCAGCAGCGAUGACAUGUUGAUCAAGCUGUGGGACUGGGAGAGGAAGUGGACGUGCAGUCAGGUGUUUGAGGGACACACUCACUACGUCAUGCAGAUCGUCAUCAACCCCAAAGACAACAAUCAGUUUGCCAGCGCCUCUCUGGACAGAACCAUUAAGGUGUGGCAGCUCGGCUCCAAGACCCCCAACUUCACUCUGGAGGGCCACGAGAAGGGAGUGAACUGUAUCGAUUAUUACAACGGAGGAGACAAGCCCUACCUCAUAUCGGGGGCCGACGACCGCCUGGUCAAGAUCUGGGAUUAUCAGAACAAAACGUGUGUUCAGACGUUGGAGGGUCACGCCCAGAAUGUGACCUGCGUGUGUUUCCACCCCGAGCUGCCAAUCAUCCUCACCGGCUCCGAGGACGGCACUGUUCGGGUGUGGCACUCCAACACCUACCGGCUGGAGAACACUCUGAACUACGGCAUGGAGCGGGUCUGGUGUAUCUCUGGACAGGCGGGGUCCAACAGUGUGGCGCUGGGCUACGAUGAAGGCAGCAUCAUCAUCAAGAUGGGACGGGAGGAGCCGGCCAUGUCCAUGGACUCCAGUGGGAAGGUGAUGUGGGCGCGUCACUCCGAGGUGCAGCAGGCCAACCUGAAGACCAUGGGGGAGGCGGAGGUGAAGGACGGGGAGAGGCUGUCUCUGGGCGUCAAGGACAUGGGAAGCUGUGAGAUCUUCCCCCAGACCAUCCAGCACAGCCCCAACGGGAGAUUUGUAGUGGUGUGUGGCGACGGAGAGUAUAUCAUCUACACCGCCGUGGCUCUGAGGAACAAGAGCUUCGGCUCGGCUCAGGAGUUCGUCUGGGCCCACGACUCCUCACAGUAUGCAGCGAGAGAGAGCGGCAGUAUGAUCAAAAUCUUUAAGAACUUCAAAGAGAAGAAGACAUUUAAACCUGACUUUGGGGCUGAAGGUGUCUUUGGAGGCUUCUUGCUGGGCGUGAGGUCAAACAGCGGCCUGGCCUUCUACGACUGGGAUAACACUGAGCUGAUCCGCCGCAUCGAGAUCCAGCCCAAACAUAUCUUCUGGUCUGACUCUGGGGAGCUGGUGUGCAUCGCGACAGACGAGUCUUUCUUUGUGCUGCGUUACCUUCCGGAGAGAGUGGCCGCGGCUCAGGAGAACAAGGAAGACGUAACCGAGGACGGGAUAGAGGGCGCCUUCGAGGUGCAGGGGGAGGUCUCUGAGGUGGUGAAGACGGGGGUCUGGGUGGGAGACUGCUUCAUCUACACCAGCUCUCUGAACAGACUCAACUACUACGUUGGAGGAGAGAUCAUCACCAUCGCUCACCUGGACAGGACCAUGUACCUGCUGGGCUACAUCCCCAAGGACGACCGCCUGUACCUCGGAGACAAAGAGCUGAACGUCAUCAGCUACGCCCUGCUGCUGUCCGUGCUGGAGUACCAGACGGCCGUCAUGAGGCGGGACUUCAGCACGGCCGACAAGGUGUUACCCACAAUCCCCAAGGAGCAGAGGACCAGAGUAGCCAACUUCCUGGAGAAACAGGGCUUCAAGCAGCAGGCCCUGGCCGUGUCCACUGACCCAGAACACAAGUUUGAACUGGCCCUGCAGCUGGGAGACCUGAAGAUAGCCCAGCAACUGGCCUCCGAGGCAGAGUCGGAGCAGAAAUGGAAGCAACUGGCGGAGCUCGCUACUACUAAGUGCCAGUUUGGCUUGGCGCAGGAGUGUCUGCACAACGCACAGGAUUAUGGGGGAUUAUUGCUGCUGGCCACCGCCUCGGGCAACUCCAACAUGGUUGGAAAAUUAGCCGAGGGAGCGGAAAGAGAUGGGAAGACCAACGUGGCCUUCCUCACCUACUUCCUGCAGGGACGAUUGGACAAAUGUCUGGACCUUCUCAUCGCAACAAAUCGGUUGCCAGAGGCUGCUUUUCUGGCACGAACAUAUCUGCCCAGCCAUGUGUCGAGGGUGGUGAAGCUGUGGAAGGAGAGCCUCUCGAAGGUCAACCAGAAGGCAGCAGAUGCUCUGGCUGACCCCUCCCAGUACAGCAACCUGUUCCCCGGCCUCCAGCAGGCGCUGCUGGCCCAGGAGUUUCUGAAGGACACUCAUGUUGGGAUCAGACCGGCUGCAGAGUACCCGCUCAUUAUGCCAAAUGAGAACCGUAAUGUUCUGGAGGAAUCUGCAGGGUUUGUGUCCAAAGGAGAGAUCGAUGAGCCAGAGGGAGGGGUGGAAAGCAUGAAUGAACCCAUGAUGGUAGCAGCGGUGACGGCAGCUGUUCUAGCAGAACCCGCAGCAAUGGAGGAACUUCUUCCAGUAAAACAGGAGAUUAUUGAACCUGUCCGAGCAACAGACGAAGAAUCCAUCCCAACAUCAGCAUCCCCUCUUCCUGUCACACUACCAGAAGAGCAUGUCGAGCCAAAACAAGCAGAGUCUGUGUCCUUUGACGAGGACAUCAUCUCUAACCCAGAGGAAGACAUUUUGGACUUCACCACAGAGACCCCCCCCACAGAGCCACAGAUGGUACAGCCCAGUCCUGUGGAAUAUGCCACGACCGUGCAUGUAUCUGAGACUCAUCGAAUCGAGACAACAUCAGAAACCAUCGUGGCAACAGAAGAAAUUGAGACGGUGGCAACGGAAACCAUAGCAACAGAGGAUGUCCUAGUUAGCACUGGGCUGAUAGUCGAUACUGAAGUAAUAGAAACUGGUAUUGAAGAACUGGACACACCUUUAAUCUCCAUAGAAGCAUCAAGCAUCUUAGAUACGGCAGCAGAGGAAACUCCUGUUACAGAGGAACUUGUUUCAGAAACAGCCACAUCAGCCGUAGCGGUGGAGGAGCUCAUCUCCUUUGAAAGCACCACCAGUCCAGAGUUGGAUGUGCCUGUCCAGGUCCAAACGUUUCCAGAUUCGGCCCUUGAUCCUCUGCUGGAGCCACUUGAAGAUACAAUGCCGACACUAAAGCCACUCCCCGCACAAGAACCAGAACAAGGUGAAGAAGUGACAGUGGAGCUGGAGCCUGCUGCGCCUCCACAGGCUGAUCCAGAGCUUUUACCCCCAGUAGCAGCUGCUGUAGAGGGGAAAGCAGCAGAGGAGAAGGAGUACGGAGCUGAAGGAGCUGAGGAACCACCAGAGGACCUCGAGGACGAGAUGAUUGAUGAGGGUCUGGAUGAUCUGGAUCUGGAUAAUUUUGACCUGGAAGACAUCGACACCUCGGACAUCAACCUGGACGAGGAUUUGAGUGAUUAGGAAAGAGGAAUGGUCCAAACUUUAUUUGAAUUCCUUCUCUCAGUGACCAAAGAACUCAAAGGGUUAAACGAGACCAUAACAAGUGAGCGGCAGACUAACAUGCCUUUAACAUUAAAUAACAAGCAUUGUGAACUGAUAUAGUAUAAGAUGUUCUGCUUUCGGUACAAUUGUGGAACUCUAGGACUACAUACAAGUAUAACAUCUCCAAGAAGGCUGGUUUAACCUCAAAUUAGGUGUGAGACCAAACCUAAGGAGUGUGCUAAUCAUGAAAAAUGUGUAAGGGACUCAAGUGUGUUGAAUGGGAAUUAGGGAUAAGGAAUAGAAAGGUGUUUGUUUAGAAAUAAGGGAUGCAUUGUCGCCGGUUAAAAAUAUCCAGCGAAGUCUUUUUUACACAUGUUUCUAUUUAAACAAUACUGCAAUAAUCAUGACAGCGUCUCAAAACACAUAUUUACGUAUCAUUGGUUUUUGAAAUUUGCACCAGCAUUAAAAGUAAUAAAUGUUACACUCUGUACUUCUUCUGCAUACCUCAGGACACUUCUGUGGAUCAGGGUGUUAUCCAAGCCAUCGAGGAAGUUUAAAUACUGCUUUCAUUCUUGAAGUAAAACUAAGUUUGGGUAUUCAGAGCGUUAUUUUUAGAUGUGUGUAAUUUUGUAAAUGGUUAACAAAUAUGCAAUUUUGACAAAUCCCCCAUUUGGUCAUAUGUGUUUAUUACCUCUUGGUUCAUGUUUACUUCUCACACCUUGUAUCCACACGUACCGCUGCUGCUGAGAUCUACAGUAUGUCUGUUAUAAGUGCCUUACAUGUGUACUUUUUUUAGAGGGUAUUCUCACCUUUUCUGUUUUUUUAAAAGAUGGAUGGUACUGUGUAUGUAUAGUUGAAAUUUGAAUAAAUAAGCUUCAAUCAA